CGUCUAUCUCAGUGGCUCGCGAAAAUCUCUCAGGCAAGAUGGCAGCCGCUAUGGACGUCGAUACCCCAAGCGGCACAAACAGUGGAGCAAGCAAGAAACGAUUUGAAGUCAAAAAGUGGAAUGCUGUGGCACUGUGGGCAUGGGACAUCGUUGUGGACAAUUGUGCUAUCUGCCGGAAUCACAUCAUGGACCUCUGUAUAGAGUGUCAGGCCAACCAGGCCUCAGCAACAUCUGAAGAGUGCACUGUUGCCUGGGGUGUCUGCAAUCAUGCUUUCCAUUUCCACUGUAUAUCUCGCUGGCUGAAGACCAGACAGGUGUGCCCUCUCGACAACAGGGAGUGGGAGUUUCAGAAAUAUGGACACUAGGUGUAUAUUUCAGAACCUGUUUCAGCCUCACAUUCGCUGUUGCAUCCCACUACUGUCUUAGACCCUGUUAUGUCUAGUCUUUAUCCCCCAAAUUGUCCUGUUUUUAUUUUACGUUAGCUGGAAAAUUACUUUUUUGUUAAAGUUCAAUUUGCAAGUUGUUGUAAAUUAAAGAGAAAUUAAGACCAAUGCCUGUCACAA
Messenger RNA from Lampris incognitus (smalleye Pacific opah), 563 nucleotides. It is a transcript of the gene rbx1, whose product is annotated as ring-box 1, E3 ubiquitin protein ligase. Bases 39 to 365 code for a protein of 108 amino acids. The transcript has 5 exons. Gene Ontology annotation, cellular component: nucleus; cullin-RING ubiquitin ligase complex. Lineage: Eukaryota; Metazoa; Chordata; Actinopteri; Lampriformes; Lampridae. Gene Ontology annotation, biological process: ubiquitin-dependent protein catabolic process; protein ubiquitination. The record is from RefSeq and is a predicted model, not a curated record. Gene Ontology annotation, molecular function: ubiquitin protein ligase activity; cullin family protein binding; zinc ion binding.